UCCAUGUUUUCAUGCCCCUUGCGAGGUCACGUCAAUCAAGCACUAACAUUGCAACGAAUGCACCAGUCACCCGUCCCCAUCAAGUGUGAGGCAGCGCAGCUAAUCAACAGCAGCAGCUACAUGGUCGGACCGCUCCCUGCUCAUCACCGGCCUCAGCUGGUGGAUGAGGGCUGGGGCUGCUCCUCUGACACCUGCUGCGUCACCUGGCGACCAUCCCCAGAAAUUUGCUUUGCCGCUGCCUCCUGGGAGGGCUGAAUGUCAUCAAGAAAGAUUGUCACCGCCGUGAGAUUGUCCUGACGACACACACACACACACACACACACGGGUCCAGCCAGGGAUCACAGGGAAGAAAGGAUGCCUGCUGUGUUCGUACCUCGCUGCCCUUUUGGUAUGCCUUCAUGACGACCGCCGAUGCAGCUUCCUUGGGAUUGCCAUCGUGCUCAGACACCAUAUCGAUCACGGCCUGAUGGACGAACAGACACACACACGACAAAGGCCUCCCUCGCUUCCUGGCCGUAUGUCGACCGUCCUGUGUUGUCAUUGAGACUUGCCUGGUCCGACAGCACGUCCCAGACGCCGUCGCACGCCAUGAAGAUGACACGAUGCCUGGCGUCUAGGGGCACAGUGCAGAUCUCGGGGGUGACAAUCACCAGGCCCUCGUCCUUCAACUCCUUGUCGCCAAACGCACGGGACACUGCCCACACACACACAUACAGACAGGAGCAAAGUGAUGAGGCUGGCGGCAUUGUGAUGUAGUAUGAUGCAUUGCCGACCUGCGAGGGCUAUGGGUUGCUUCUCGGUCGCCCCUCCAUACUGGCAGGUGCUCAGCUUGAUGCGCUUCACCCGGGCCUGCCAUCCAUCCAUCCAUCCAUGGACGCACCAAGCAAUCGAAUGUCCACGCAUUCCACAAUCACAGACGUGAGCCUUUCUCACCUCGUAGUCCGAGUUUGCGACUCGAUAGACUCCACCCGCCUUGAAGAUGCGGCCUCUUCAAAUAGGCGCCCCACAAGACAACCGACGAAUCCAGCCAGCCAUUCAUGAGCGUGGUGUGAAAACCGUUCCGGCUGUGUGCAUGUCAUGUACCCGAUACAUACCCUGCCUUCUCGAUGCGCGUACGUUCAUCAGGCCUGUUGGGCUUGUGAUCCUCCGUCAGACGCUCCGCCACCUGAUCAUACCAUACCAGAUCAGACAGAGAAAACGCACGUUUCCUCCACUCGUGUCAAUCUGCCUGCCUACGCUAUGGCACUGCACACACGUACCAUUUUGCCCUCAUCGUUUUUCCUGCCCGCCACAGCCCUCGAGUCGCCCACAAACGCCACAUAGACCUUGUUUCCCAGCACGAGCGUCAGCACAGCCGUGCAGCCGUCCCUGUUCAGCCGAUACUUCUGCAGGAAAGCCACGUCCGUCGAGUGGAAGGCGCGCCGAAAACUCUCAUGUAUCCUCCUGUCCUGCGAGAUCUCGUCACUGUCGCUUGUGGCGGCUGACGGGGCCACUGGGGUGCCGUUUGACGCGUCUGUGUUUGCCGGUGGGGGAGCAGAGGCUGAGUCAGAUGGGGCAGGGUGAGAGGGUUUGGAGGGUGUGUCGGUCUUGAGCAGCUCCUUCAUGAUCCGCAGCGGUAGCUCCUUGGCACAGAAUUCCGAUGCGAGAGUGCCGCAGUGGCCGUCGAACAAGCAGUACAGUGCACCUGACGGGCAGACAGACCGACCGACCGACCGAAAGGCAAGACAGAGCUGAUUGAAGCUGUCACCUUCCGCAGCCACUUACCCGGAUUCAUCGUCAAGCCGCUGUUGGCCAGUGCUUCCGCCAGCUGGUUAUCUUGACAGAAAGUCCUCAGAUCCCCGAUCAGCACGUGUCUGUCCUCCUGCUUCGGCCGCCUGCCCUGCAUGAAGCGUGCAUCAGCCGUCAGCCGAACCAAAGGAGGGUCCUGCUGCGCGGCGGACUCUUGAGGAGUUGCGACGAGCUCGUACUGCUGCGUGGCAUCGUUGAAUCCAUACCAGGCAUUGGUUUGUGUGCUGAAGUAGAGAGCCGACGGAGUGUGGAAGAGCCAUCCUUCCGCCGCCUGCACCCACUCGGAUGCGGCGAGGCUCGGAUCUACAGUGUUGCUGUCUGCCAUCCUGUUUCUUGAUCUUUCUUGUUCGCUCG
This is a messenger RNA of Vitrella brassicaformis, 2142 nucleotides long. The record is from the annotation of a GenBank genome assembly. Lineage: Eukaryota; Vitrellaceae.